AUGGCUCCUGCAAAGUGCAGCGAGAAGAAGAAGGGCUGGUUAGCCAUCAACGAGGUGGUGACCAGAGUAUACACUAUCAACGUUCACAGGUGCAUCCCUGGAGUGGGUUUCAAGAAGCGGGCCCCUCAGGCACUCAAAGAAAUCUGGAAAUUUGCCGUGAAGGAGAUGGGCAUUCCAGAUGUACGCACUGACACUAGGCUCAACAAAACUGUCUGGGCCAAAGGAAUAAGGAGUGUCCCAUACCGUAUCCCUGUGCGGUUGUCCAGAAAACAUAAUAAAGAUGAAGAUUCACCAAACAAGCUCUAUACGUUGGUUACCAAUUUACCUGUCACCACUUUCAAAAAUCUGCAGACAGUUAGUGUGGAUGAGAACUAA
Messenger RNA from Physeter macrocephalus (sperm whale), 375 nucleotides. RefSeq names its product 60S ribosomal protein L31-like. Gene Ontology annotation, biological process: cytoplasmic translation. NCBI's taxonomy places the organism in Eukaryota, Metazoa, Chordata, Mammalia, Artiodactyla, Physeteridae. Gene Ontology annotation, molecular function: structural constituent of ribosome. Gene Ontology annotation, cellular component: cytosolic large ribosomal subunit; ribosome. Bases 1 to 375 code for a protein of 124 amino acids. The record is from RefSeq and is a predicted model, not a curated record. The transcript has a single exon.